AGAAGUCGGAAUUCGAUUGAUGUUUGGCAUCCGCGAUUCAAAUCAAAGAGAAUGAACAAGAAAAGCUUGGCGAUUUUGAUGCGAACCAGAAUGAGACCCAGCGAUGCAAGCAAGCUUGAUCUCUCCCCUGUUAUGCAACACCAAACGCAGUCCAAUUCUCGAGGAAAUCAAACCGACCACAGCUUUUCACAGCAUGGAAACGACAAUUUGAAUGCCUCAAUUAACAAUGAGAGAAAUUUCGAGAGUGUUCGGAAAUCAAUGCACUCGGCCAUAUCAAUGAAUAAAACUGAAGUGUUAGACGCAGUUCUUAAUGAUUUCUCCGAGGGUUAUUUUAGCCUUUCUCAUGAAAAUCGCCGGAAACUAUUGAUCAUACUUGCCAAAGAGUAUGAUCUCAAUAGAGUGCAAGUUCGUGAACUGAUACAGCAAUAUCUAGGACUUGAGCUUCCUGCAGGUUCAGGUAAUGAAGCUCAGUCAGGUGCCGUUGAGGAGGAAGGGUUGUUUUCUACUUUCUAUCGCAUUGAGCGAAGCUUGAGGCAUGCCCUUAAGCCAACAUAUGAGGUUCUCUUUGAGAGACUCAACACUCACCCUGGGGGCUUGAAGUCUCUGACCAUCCUUCGAGCUGAUAUCUUAUCCAGUCUUGCAGAUGAAAACAUUACUUCUUUGCGAGCACUGGAUUCCUACUUGAAGGAAAAACUUGGUACUUGGCUUAGUCCUGCUACAUUGGAACUUCACCUUAUCACUUGGGAUGAUCCUGCUUCUUUGCUAGAAAAAAUUGUGGCUUAUGAGGCAGUGCAUCCUAUCAGCAAUCUUCUUGAUCUUAAGAGAAGGCUGGGAGUUGGUCGUCGUUGCUUCGGAUACUUUCAUCCGGCAAUACCUGGUGAACCCCUUAUUUUUAUUGAAGUUGCACUGCUGAAGCAUGUGGCUCAAACUAUACAGGAAGUUCUGUGGAAUCAUCCUCCAAUACCUGAAUCUGAGGCAGCUUGUGCGUUAUUUUACUCCAUAUCGUCAACGCAGCCUGGCUUGGCGGGGAUCAAUCUGGGAAAAUUUCUUAUUAAACGUGUGAUUAAACUGGUGAAAAGAGAUAUGCCACAUAUAUCUACGUUUGCAACGCUUAGCCCAAUCCCAGGAUUCAUGCAAUGGCUUCUUUCAAAAUUGGCCUCUCAAUCGAUGCUUACUGAAGCUAAGGACACAUCACAAUCGUCUAAUGGUCAGUCUGGUUUGACAUUUUGGGAGAACAUACUUGAACCAGAGGAAGAAAAUACACUAAUGGAUUUAUCAGAGGAUUUCGUUACUGGAAAAUAUGGCGUGGAGGUGAUGUUGAACUUGCUGGGAUCAACUAACCAUGAGUGGGCCUGUUCCGCUGAAUUGCUUUCAGCGUUAAAGCCCCCUCUAAUGCGUCUGUGUGCUAGGUACCUUUUACUAGAGAAAAAGAGAGGAAAAGCUUUGGAUUCUGUUGCAAAUUUCCAUUUGCAAAAUGGAGCGAUGGUCGAAAGAAUAAACUGGAUGGCAGAUCAAUCAGAGAAGGGCCUUAGUCAAAGUGCUGGAAUAAUGGUGAACUAUGUCUACAGGCUCGAUAAAAUCGAAGAAUAUGCUCAGUCCUAUUUUGGUGCUGGGCAUAUCAAUGCUUCAUCUGACAUCAAACGUUAUGUUGAGGAGCAUGACAUGGCAUAAUAUGAGGAGGUUCGCCGAUGCCAACCUUUCCGGAGAUUAUUUUGGUGGUUGUUUUUGCUUGCUCAGUUGCUCUCUCUGUGGAAAUGGAAAAAAAAGAGAGUAGAUGAACACUGUAUGUUACAUGUCUCAUUGGUUUCAUCAAUCGUCUUUCAAUAUUAUUCACAAUAGUGUGUAACAGGAAUAAUUGAUUCUCCCCUUCUUUACACAGAUAAGUGGGUGCAACACUAAUUACUUCU
Molecule: messenger RNA, 1907 nt
Organism: Tripterygium wilfordii
Lineage: Eukaryota; Viridiplantae; Streptophyta; Magnoliopsida; Celastrales; Celastraceae
Product: malonyl-CoA decarboxylase, mitochondrial
Exons: 16
Coding region: 52-1671 (539 amino acids)
Biological process (GO): malonyl-CoA catabolic process; fatty acid biosynthetic process; acetyl-CoA biosynthetic process
Cellular component (GO): mitochondrial matrix; peroxisomal matrix
Molecular function (GO): malonyl-CoA decarboxylase activity
Source: RefSeq, a predicted model, not a curated record